ACCUGUUAUGCAGUGUUAUUCAUCUAGUGAAUUAAACAGUGUAAGGGCACUGUUUAAGUCCCAGGAUUCUUUGAGAAGCAAUCAGACUAGGUUUUUAUCCACAUUCCAUCCGGAUUCACUCCCGUUCUGCUCUCAUUAGAAAAGAAACAGGCUUCUUCACACAGCUCCCUGAGCUUCAGGUAUUGAAGUGUUCUGUGGAUGUAUCUAGUGGAACUGUACUCCAAAGCUCUGCAUUUUUUGAAAAGCCCAGGGUUGAAGAUUUAACAAAGAAAUAAGUAAUCAGAGAUACACCAGUAGAAGGGCAGCAGGCUGCCAAAACUGAGAUGAAGCAGAACAAAAUGCCUCACAGCAAACACCAUGAACAUACAACAAGCAAGCAGGACAUUUCUUACACAGAGUUAAAGACAGCUAAGUCUACAAAGAAGCAAAGAAAACAUAAAGCCAAGCAGAGCUCUGUAAUGCUAAGUGAAGAGCAACUAAACUAUGCAGAAGUGACAUUCCACAGAACGCCUCAGCUCCUGUCCCCAAAACGGGUUGUCAGAGGAAAAAGACAAGGUCCGAAAACAACUGUAUGGAAAAUAGUAACUGGCAUCCUUGGAGCCUUGUGUGUGGUACUUAUGACAACUGUGGGGAUCUUACUUCCAAAAUUAUUUUCUAACCAAGAACAAAGCAGAGAAAGCUCACCUCUUCAUCCUCUGCUUCCUAAGGAGGAAGAUGGUGCCUGUUACCUUUGUUCACUGGACUGGAUUGCUUUUGGAAACAGUUUCUAUCAUAGUUUUCGUGAAAUAAAGACCUGGGCAGACAGUCAAUCUUCCUGUAAGGAAUGGAACUCUCAUCUUGUGGAAAUAGACUCCAAAGCAGAGCUGGAAAGCUUGCUAAUGUUUAAAAUUCAAGGGUGGAUUAUUCCCAACAUAGAUGAAGCAGAUGGUUCCUGGCUAUGUGAAAAUGGCCCCAAAAUACAGGAAACCAGAGUUAAUGAUUCAGAAAGGAAGAGUCAUAGUUGUUAUUAUCUGAAUGGAAGGCAAUUUUAUCUUGAAGACUGUUCAUCUAAGAAAGCAUACACCUGUGAGUUUAAUAUGCCAUGGUAGCUAGUCCAUUAGCAUAAAUUUUAUUAAACUAUGAAUAACAAAAUAUGUUUGUUUAAGUUUAUAAAUUUUUUACGUGUUAGG
This is a messenger RNA of Arvicola amphibius (Eurasian water vole), 1169 nucleotides long. Its product is annotated as killer cell lectin-like receptor subfamily I member 1. Gene Ontology annotation, biological process: positive regulation of natural killer cell mediated cytotoxicity; stimulatory C-type lectin receptor signaling pathway. NCBI's taxonomy places the organism in Eukaryota, Metazoa, Chordata, Mammalia, Rodentia, Cricetidae. The record is from RefSeq and is a predicted model, not a curated record. The transcript has 9 exons. Bases 324 to 1088 code for a protein of 254 amino acids.